This is a messenger RNA of Mus musculus (house mouse), 1694 nucleotides long. It is a transcript of the gene Mtrfr, whose product is annotated as mitochondrial translation release factor in rescue. The record is from RefSeq and is marked validated. Gene Ontology annotation, biological process: rescue of stalled mitochondrial ribosome; translational termination. Bases 160 to 714 code for a protein of 184 amino acids. Gene Ontology annotation, cellular component: mitochondrion. The transcript has 3 exons. Lineage: Eukaryota; Metazoa; Chordata; Mammalia; Rodentia; Muridae. Gene Ontology annotation, molecular function: ribosomal large subunit binding; tRNA binding; translation release factor activity.
GCAGUUGAUGAGAAUGGGCCCUCUGGUAGGCUGGGAGAAGCCGUGGGAGGAGUACGACGCAUGCGCAGACCUGGAAACCUUAGAUUUCCCAUCCUCGGUCUACCGUGGGUUUAGAGUCUCGCCGAAUGCUUCCGGCCCGAGGUCCUGCCACACCAAGCCAUGUCUUCUAGGAGCACCUGGGCUCUGCUCCGCCUCCCUCUACCACUGAUCAGGAUAUGCUCUGGGAAGUGGGGGCUCAGGCUUCAGGAGAAGCCAGCACUGCUCUUCCCAGGAAUGGCUGCCAGCACAGUACAGGUGGCAGGCAGGAAGGACUACCCUGCUCUGCUCCCCCUGAAUGAGAGUGAGCUCGAAGAACAGUUCGUGAAAGGACAUGGCCCAGGGGGCCAGGCCACCAACAAGACCAGCAAUUGUGUAGUGCUCAAACACGUGCCCUCCGGCAUUGUGGUCAAGUGCCACCAAACAAGAUCUGUGGAUCAAAACAGGAAGAUAGCUCGGAAAGUCCUCCAGGAGAAAGUGGAUGUUUUCUACAAUGGUGAAAACAGCCCCGUUCACAAAGAGAAGCUCGAGGCUGAGAGGAGAAAGCGAGAGAGGAAGAAAAGAGCAAAGGAGACUCUAGAAAAGAAAAAAUUAUUGAAAGAAUUACGGGAAGCAAGUCAAAACAUCACAGAGAAAAAGGCUGAUGCUGAUGGUAUACCAAGGGGCUUCCAGGAAUAGAGGUGGCAGUGCCUGGCUCCAGCAUUAUAACAUCUAAAGAGAACAUUCUAGAACUGGAAAAGGUGGCGUAUACCUGCAGCCUCAGCACUUGGGAGAGCUAAGGCAGGAGGAUUGCUGCAAGGUUCAGAACAACCUCACCUAUAUAGCUAGUUCUGUAGCGGCCUUUCCUAUAUGGUGAGACUGUCCCAAAUACGUAAUUAGAGGCUGCAGAGUUAGCUUAGCAGUUGAGAGAGCUUGCAGUUCUUGCAGAAGACUCAGGUCCUGUUCCCAGUAUUUCACAUGGGGUUGCUCCCAACCUACUGCCUGUAACUACAGCUCCAGGAGACCCAGUGCCACUGUCUGGCCUUCACAGGAAAAAAUACACUCUCAUACAUACAAAUCCCUUUUGGGGGGAGGGGGGGUUGAGACAGGGUUUCUCUGUAUAGCCCUGGCUGUCCUGGAACUCACUUUGUAGACCAGGCUGGCCUCGAACUCAGAAAUCCGCCUGCCUCUGCCUCCUGAGUGCUGGAAUUAAAGGCAUGCGCCACCACACCCAGCUCACACAAAUCCUCUUAAGAACCUUUUAAAAAUAUCAUCCUGAUGGACUUAACCAAGUUUUUAUCUGCAUGUUCACAUGCAUGGCAGAAAAGGGAAUCAGAUCCGAUUACAGAUGGUGUGAGCCACCAUGUAUUUGCUGUGAUUAAGAAGAGACCAGCAUCACUGAGGUGAAAUCUUCUGGAAAUUGUUUUCUGGGAGCACAAAGAAGCCGUGUUCCAGAGAUACCCAAGGUUGUACCUCAUGCUGCCGCUGGACUUGGUAAUGUGUAAGAGUCAUUUUUUUUUCCUUUUAAAAUUUUUAUUGAUUCUCUGUGAGUUUCACAUCAUGCACCCCAGUCCCACUCAUCUCCCUGUUCCCUCAUAUCCGCUCUCUACCCUUGCAAUCUCCCCCCAAAUAAAAAACAAACAACAAAUAAAAAGCAAAGCAUAGAAAACAUUUCAUCG